AAAUUAAAGAUCAGAAGUUAUCAAUAUGUUUCGCUUGUUGGUUGCAUUAAGUGUUUUGGCCCUAGUAUGGGGAAUGGAAGAUCGUAUCGUCAAUGGUAGGACAAGUUCGAUUUCCGAAUAUCCAUACCAGGUCUCUCUGCAACAACAUGGCUCGCAUUUCUGUGGAGGAAGUGUUUUGAGUCCAAAUUGGAUUCUCACAGCUGCUCAUUGUGUGACCGAUAUUAUUCAAAAGAAUCUAGUUCCCUUUCUUACUGUUCGGUUGGGAUCUUCAAAAUGGAAUCAAGGAGGUGUUCUUAAAAAUGCCGAGUUCGUUUCGAUGCAUCCAGAAUAUAAUUCUAAAUCAAUGAAUUUCGAUGUGGGUCUGAUUAAAUUGUCGUCAAGUGUAGUUUUUUCUGCUGCAAUCAAACCCGUCACUCUUCCUAAAACUCUUCCUCCAAUGAAUUCUCGUGUCGUAGUUUCUGGAUGGGGAAAAUUGUCUGAAAAUAAUGAUGAACUUCCAACAAAUUUGCAAUCGGUUGAGUUGAGUUUCCUUCCAAAUGAUAAAUGCAAAUCUUACGAAUACGGAUAUCGCAACAUGAUUUUGGACACAAUGAUCUGUGCAGAUGGACCAUCAAAGGACUCAUGCCAAGGAGAUUCCGGUGGCCCUCUUGCAAUGGCUGACAAGAAUGUACAGCUUGGAGUAGUAUCCUGGGGAGCUGGAUGUGCGCAAAAGGGAUUCCCAGGAAUUUACUGCGAUCUUACACACCCUGAUGUAAGAUCCUAUUUGAGGAGAACAACUGGAUUGGCAUUUUAAAUGGAAAGCAUGUCAAUUGAUAAGAAUAAUUAAUAAAGUUAUUCUGAUAAAAAGCAAUGAAUAGAA
This is a messenger RNA of Eupeodes corollae, 859 nucleotides long. Its product is annotated as trypsin delta-like. Gene Ontology annotation, molecular function: serine-type endopeptidase activity. Gene Ontology annotation, biological process: proteolysis. The transcript has a single exon. The record is from RefSeq and is a predicted model, not a curated record. Bases 26 to 793 code for a protein of 255 amino acids. NCBI's taxonomy places the organism in Eukaryota, Metazoa, Arthropoda, Insecta, Diptera, Syrphidae.